UGGAAUCUGAGAUAAAGAGGAAGUCGAGAGUGCUCACAUACACUGCUCCAGUUGCUCACACAAGUGCACAUGCGCACACUGCGCUGCGGAAUACACACCUAGCAACCGUGAAGGAGCUGCCUGACUUUUUUUUUUGGUGUUGUUCUAAACUGUGUGGUUUUUUCUACAUCUAAACUGCAGAAUGGCAAACAAGGGUCCAUCGUAUGGUCUGAGCCGUGAGGUGCAGAGUAAGAUCGAUAAGAAGUACGACCCUGAACUGGAGGACCGUUUGGUAGACUGGAUAUCUGUGCAGUGUGGUGGAUCCGUGGGCAAACCCCAGCCAGGCAAACAGGGCUUCCAAGCAUGGCUCAAGGACGGCUGUAUCCUGUGUGAGCUGAUUAACAGCCUGUACAGGGACGCCAAGCCUGUAAAGAAGAUCCAGAACUCCACCAUGGCCUUCAAGCAGAUGGAACAGAUCUCCCAGUUCCUCGCUGCUGCUGAGAAAUACGGCGUCACCAAGUCCGACAUGUUCCAGACUGUUGACCUCUGGGAGGGUAAAGACAUGGCAGCUGUGCAGAUGACCCUGAUGGCACUGGGAAGCUUGGCGGUUACCAAGACUGAUGGCUGUUACCGUGGCGACCCUUCCUGGUUCCACAGGAAAGCUCAGGAGAACAGGCGAGAUUUCACGGAGGAGCAGAUGAAGGAGGGGCAGUCUGUCAUCGGUCUGCAGAUGGGCACCAACAAAGGAGCAUCACAGGCAGGCAUGACUGGCUAUGGACGACCCCGACAGAUCAUCAACUAGGGGGCAUUACCUCUAACCCCCUCUUCCUGGCCAAUCAGUGAGGACCAAACUGGUGCCUGGCCACUCCCACUCAGCCCAUGGAAAAAAAACUGGAGAAUCAGGGACCAAAAGAUACACAAACACACACACACUCCCUCACACACACACACACACAC
Messenger RNA from Electrophorus electricus (electric eel), 936 nucleotides. The record is from RefSeq and is a predicted model, not a curated record. NCBI's taxonomy places the organism in Eukaryota, Metazoa, Chordata, Actinopteri, Gymnotiformes, Gymnotidae.